AUGAUUUUCAGCAAUUAAUCUUAAUCUUGUAAUGAUCAUCUUAAUCAACAGAUUGGAGGUAUUAAUAUAGGACAGAACUAAAAAUAAAGAAAGAUCUGUAUGGAAUGUAUUUAAAAAAAAAAAAUAAACUUGACAUAAUUCUUACUCUUGAAAGACUUCGUUGAAAAAGUGCUGUAAAAAUCUAACAGUUUAAAUAUCAAACACUAAUUAGAAUAAAGUUAAUCAAAGGAAAUUUUUAAAUAAUCCCUCCAACUUUUAGAUAAAAUUUAAGAAGAAAUAAUUUUGAUUAUAACUAGUAUCAAGGAAUCCAUCUAAGCAAUUUAAGUACAUGAAAAAAAUAUAGAUCAUAAAUUUAUCUAACUGAUUCAUCCAAAUUUGAACCCAGUGGAAUGCUCUGAUUCUGAAUUAGAUUUUUUGGUAAAUUUUAUCAAUGGAGAUAUUUUUGAAAAAGAGAUGGAAAAAAGAAUUUAGCUCAGUUAAUUUAUUAAGAAUAAUUGGUUUCAAGAAGAAAUGGUUAAUAAUCUAUAUAAAUUUUGUCAUCUUAUCGAAAAUAUUGAAAAAAAAUUGUAAGUUAUCAUAUUAUUUUAUAGUAUAUAAUAAACUGAAUAAACCUCUAUUUCUUUUGAAGUAUUAGAAAAUGACAAUAAAAAAUUAAAAUUUAAUUCAAUCUAAAAUUUAGAAUAAGCCAAACAUUUAUAAGUAGAAGGUUAAUAUGGAGUUAAAGGCAAUAGAAUAAGAAAAUGGAAAUAUUUUUGGAAGGGAUAAGAAAUUGGAUAUUGUUAAUACAAUAUUUGGGGAUAAUAGGAUGGUAAUUAGAUUGAAUUAUGUGAUAACUAUUCGGAGUAUUAAUAAUUUAUUUUAUCUUAGUAAAAAAAAUGUGUUAGAAAUUGGUUAGUGUUCAAAAGGAAAGAGAUGUGGAAAAUGGUCCUUUUAUUGUGGUUAUAGAUAAAUGUAAAUACAGUAAUUAUCAAAUUAGAGGUGGUGGAUCUUAUAAUGAAGAAGGAAUUAAAACUGGGAAAUGGGUAGAAUUGGAUAGUCAGUUUAAAUUGGAGAGAUAAAUCAUUUACUAAGGUGAAUAUAAUAUGAAAGGCUUGAAGAUUGGUAAAUGGAAUAUUGAGUAUUGUAAUCCAGGAUAAGAAGAAUAUAAAAAAAUGUAAUUUAUAUAAGUUAAACUUAUUAGUGGUGGUGGAUUAUAUGAUUAAGAGAAUUAAAUUAAGAAUGGAUAAUGGAUAGAGUUGUGGGACAAUUUCGAAAAAUAUACAUAGGUCAUUUCUUAUGGAAAAUAUAGCUAAGAAGGCAUAAAGGUAGAUAAAUGGGAUUUUCAGUAUCGUCAAUAUAAUGAAUAGAAAUACAGAUAAAUGUAAAGUUUGUUUAAGAUUAGAAUAUUGUUUUAGUGGUGAUGGAUCUUAUAAUUAAGAGGGAAUUAAAAUAUAGAGUUGGUUAUAGUUAGAUGAUGGGUUUAACUGGCAAAAAUAAGUCAUUUAUAAAGGUGAUUAUAAUGUAAGAGGGAUAAAAAUUGGUUAAUGGGAUAUUUACUUUUGUAAUCCAGGAGAAGAAGUAUAGAAUAAAAUGUAAGUAUUGUAAAAGUUUAAGAUAUCUAGUGGUGGUGGAUCCUAUGAUUAACAGGGAAUAAAGAAUGGGGUGUGGGUAGAAUUGUGGGAAAGAUUUUGUUUCUAGGCUUAGAUCACUUAGAAUGGUAGAUAUAAUAAGAAAGGUAUUAAGGUAGAUAGAUGGGAUAUUUGUUAUCGUGCUAAAAAUUACAAAAAUUAUGAACCAAUGUAAAAUUUAUCUUAUUAUAGUUAUAUGUCUGAGGUGGUGGAUUUUAUGAUUCAGAAGGAAUUAAGACUGGAAAAUGGGUUGAGUUGGAUGAACACUUUUUUUGGGAGAAAUAAAUCAUUUACGAAGGUCAAUACAAUUGGAAAGGGAUGAAGAUUGGUCAAUGGGAUUCUAAAUAUUGUUCUUUUUAUGACAAAGAAUAUAAACUUGUGUAAAAUUUAUCUAAGAAUAGAAAUAAAUUUUAGUGGUGGAGGAUCGUAUAAUUAAAAGGGAGUUAAAGCUGGAAAAUGGGAAGAGUUGGAUGAUGGCUUUGAUGAAUGUUAACAAGUUAUAUAAAUUGGUUUAUAUAAUAAUGAAGGUUUUAAGAUUGGUCUAUGGGAGUAUAGAGAUAUUGAAGAGAAGAAAAAGAUAGGUGAAAAUAAUUAUGAUAAUUGAAUUGAACACAGAAGAG
This is a messenger RNA of Paramecium sonneborni, 2227 nucleotides long. Lineage: Eukaryota; Ciliophora; Oligohymenophorea; Peniculida; Parameciidae. The record is from the annotation of a GenBank genome assembly.